This is a messenger RNA of Menidia menidia (Atlantic silverside), 5187 nucleotides long. NCBI's taxonomy places the organism in Eukaryota, Metazoa, Chordata, Actinopteri, Atheriniformes, Atherinopsidae. The record is from the annotation of a GenBank genome assembly.
GAAAGCUGACAAAACGACGCGGUGAGACGAAGUGCUGUGCUGGGUCUGAGUCACUGAGUGUGCAGCAGAAAACAGCCAGAGCAGCAGUCUGCCACAGGGCCGGUGGGGGCCUGGGAGAGAGGGAAGAAGGACGCAGUGUGGGCGGGUUGAGAAGCGCCGAGAGGGAGGGGACGCCAGCGUAAUAUUCCCCUCGUUUUUUUUUCUUCCUUCUUCUUCCUCCCGUUCAUCUCCUGAAAAAAACAAGGACGUUCGCAGGUCUGCUCUUCCCCCUCCUCCUCCUCAUCUUCCUCCUCGCUUCUCAUCCCCCGAUUCUAGCACCCAGCCCCUGCGCGUCCUCCUUUUGAGACGACCCGCCUGCGUCCUUCUGCGCUCGGGGGGGUCUGAGCGUGUUGUCGGGCCGAGCCGAGCCGUGCCGAGCCGAGCGGCAGGGGCGUGAGCGGCGGAUGCUGCGAGCCUAGAGGCAGAGGGUACCAACCAGGAGCAUCACCCAUCACCCGCCACGAUGGACAGAAUGAAUUUUCUCUCCUUCCUCCUACUUUGCUUGACUUCGGUUGCCAGUGGCAACAAAGCCAAUAAGCACAAGCCAUGGAUCGAGACAGAGUACCAGGGGAUUGUCAUGGAGAACGACAACACUGUGCUCCUCAACCCCCCUCUUUUUGCCCUGGACAAAGACGCUCCACUUCACUAUGCUGGUGAAAUCUGUGGCUUCCGGGUUCAUAAUGGCCCCUUGGGUUCAGGUUCAGUCCAAUUUGAAGCAGUGGUCCUGGACCGCUCCACCGGUGAGGGCCUGGUGCGGUCCAAAGAGCCGCUGGACUGCGAGAGCCAGCGGGAGCACAGCUUCACCAUCCAGGCCUACGACUGUGGAGAGGGACCCGAUGGAGUCAACAGCAAAAAAUCCCACAAGGCCACGGUGCAUGUGCGUGUGAACGACGUCAACGAGUUCUCCCCCGUGUUUGUCGAACGUCGCUAUGAGGCUUCUGUCCCGGAGGGGCGUCUCUUUGACCGCAUCGUGCGCGUGGAGGCUCUGGAUGCUGACUGCUCCCCCCAGUACAGCCAGAUCUGCUUCUAUGACAUCAUCACUCCCAAUGUGCCCUUUGCUAUUGACAACGAUGGUAACAUCAAGAACACAGAGCCUUUGGAUUCAAAGCGGCAGCGUGUUCACACCUUCUGGGUGACCGCCUUUGACUGUGGAAAGAAUCGUGCUCAGGCUGAUGCCCAAGUCGUUGUCACGGUCAAGCCGUCCUGCAAACCUGGCUGGAUCGGGUGGACCAAGCGCGUGGAGUACACCCCCGGGUCAGGCAGCAUCCCGCUGUUCCCCAGCCUGCAUUUGGAGACUUGUGAAGAGACUGUGUGGAACAUCCAGGCCACCGUAGAGCUGCAGACCGGCCACAUCGGGAAGGGCUGUGACAGAGACAGCUACUCUGACAGAUCUGUGAGGCGUCUAUGUGGUGCUGUCAGGGGCGAAGUAGACCUCCUCCCACCUCCGUCUCCUGCUGCUAACUGGACCUCAGCUCUGCCUACGCUCCCCUCUUCUGAUUCAUCCUUAGUCUUCUCCUUCAACGGCUCCAAUCACGUCGCUGUGGUGCCCGAUUCGGUUGUAUCAGCUCUAUCGGGUGACCACUUUACCCUUCAGCUGUGGAUGCGCAGGGGGGGUGCCAACAUUCAGGCUGCAACCACUCAAACAAGAGGAAAUCGCAAGGAGGAGGAGACCAUCGUGUGCAGCACGGUCAAGAACGAUGACUCCUAUUCCCAUUACUCUCUCUCCGUCCAUGGCUGCCGCCUCUCACUCUUCUACUGGCCCGAUGUCUCAGCCGCACGACCCGUCAAGUUCUUGUGGAAACUGGAACAGGUGUGUGACAGCGAGUGGCAUCACCUCUCACUGAGCGUCCAGUUCCCAUCUGUGACUCUGUAUGUGGAUGGAGUGACCUUUGACCCUGCCCUCAUUCACGACAACGGGGCUAUCCCCAACCCUGCAGCCCGCCAGAGAAUGUUCAUCGGUGCCUGCUGGGAGCCUGAGGAGAAGCAGAAGGACAUACUGAACAACACAAUCCCAGAGGGGAAAGAUUCAGUGAGGUACGUAGGUGGGUACCAUGGUCUGUUAUCGGGGGUGACAGUGCGUCCUGGCAGCGUGGAGCCGCACAGCGUGGUGGAGUGUCUCUACGCAUGCAGGGAGGGGCUGGACUUUGGAGACCUUGAGACUUUGGGCUCUGGAAUGAAGGUACACGUGAACCCCAGCCAGUCUGUGUUGGUGCUGGAGGGAGACGACAUUGAGAGCUUUAACCGCGCCGUGCAGCAGGUCACCUACAGAAACUCGCUUCGCUUUGCCACUCCUGGAGUCCGUCCACUCAAGCUCACGACCUCACUCAGAUGUUUCAAUGAGGAGAGCUGCCUGUCUCUCAAGCAGCUGGAGGGAUACCUGGUGGUGCUUCAGCCGGAUGCCCCUCAGAUCUCUCUGUCCGGGGUCGGUCCUCAUCUUGCCCGUCCAGCUCCUGAGUUCGAAGGUCCCCGCGGUGUUCCCCUCUUCCCGGAGCUGCGCAUCGUCUGUUCCCUUUCACAUGCUGUCAACACAGCCGCACAGGGGAUGGAGGGUGGCGCUUUGAUGUCUGACGCCGUGGCUCACACUUUGGAUGGCUGUGAGGUGCAGCCACUGGGAGAGGAGCUAAACCAAGAGGGGGAGGAGCUUCUGGUGGACAUGGACGUUGUGCGAGAAAGAGGCCUAGAAAUCAUCAAUACUACCGCCUACAUUGCAAUUACAGGUGCCGAAUCGAUCUCUGUGUACGAGGACGUCCUUCGGUCAGUUCGCUACCGUCUGACUAAAGGCUCUGCUCGCUUUGAGAGGCGGUUCCGCUUGUCCUGCUCUGAGAUGAACGGCAGAUACACCAGCAAUGAGCUGACUCUGGAGGUUAACUUCCUCCACUCUUUGGACAGUCUUUACCACCCAGCUCACCUUAUGGCCUCCCAGCAGCAGUUCCUCCACCCAUUCCAUCAUGCUGGAGAGUUGAGUGGUCACGCUUUGCCUAAUCAACACCGCAACUCAGUGGUUCCAGGGGCGGCCACCGUCAUCAUUAUGGUGUGCGUGGGUUUCUUGGUUGUCAUGGUGAUCCUGGGCGUUUUCCGAAUCCGCUCCAUUCACCGCCGCGGUGAAGGCUCCAGGGGCGGGGCUAAAGAGGGAAACAACCAAUGGGACGACUCUGCGCUAACCAUCAUCGUCAACCCGAUGGAGUCCUAUGAGUCCCGCAUGGGCAUCUCUGCCGACACGGAGGGAGAGGGCGAGGAAGAUGAGGAGGUAGCGGAAUCACCUGACGACGCCAGCGAUGACCAGCGGAUCAUCAUCAAGAAGGAGGGCCGGAACGGCAGCGCCCGUCGCUACUGAGACACACCUUUAUCAACACCAGUUCUCAUGGAAACCACAAAUCAGCUCACCAGUCACACACUCCAACCCUUUUAAUAUCAACGACUGCUGACACUAGUAUAAGGAAUGUAUGCUUACAAACACAACGCACAACACAGUCACUGUUAUACUCUCAACACUCAACGCCAUACGUGACCUAAAGCCGACAUCGGGCUGUUGUUCUCCACCUAAAUGUUCAAUGGCACAAUGUAUACAGUUAAUGUAAUUUACCCACCUGACUAAACCUUGCCAAAAUUGUAUGUGGUGCACCAGUUUUAAAUCACAAGGCAGUCAUGUAUCUGUGUAGUGAAAUGCUGUUUGCAAGGAGGCUGUUUUCUUUGAAAAAUAUAGGAUUGUAUUCUAUCUUUUAUUAUCAAUAACAGAGUGAAAUCUUUACAAGAUUGUUAAGUGGAACAAUUUGCAACACGAAGGCCUUGAACAGACCUGUAGGCAAAGACACAACCCUUGAUCCCCUACACAUCUCUGAACUUCCUAAUUAGACUGACUCCAGAAGUCUGUGCACAAGCUAUUUUCUCCCCCUUUGCAUCCUUUCCUGACAUCUACCCAAACCACCACAGAAUGAUAACAGUGAGGUCAGACUCUAUACUUCCUAACAGAUGUUUUCCUUUCGCUGAUCAGAGCCAUAUUCUGAGUGGGGCUCCAGAUCAUUUUCAAGCAUUUACCAACUACUGGAUCAAAUCUGUGUGCACGUUGAGUACGUGUACAAAAUGCCACUGAGGCUUUAGCUUGAAACUGGAGCCUGUGCAAAGCUCCAGCUUGUGCCAUGACGUAACAAAAUCAGCACCAUCUACUCUACGGGUGGUGUACCUGCCCUCUGACCCUCACUGCCCCGAUUCGCCCGCCACACACCGCUCUAUAGGAUGCUUUACGCACACACCAAAACAUACAGACACACUCCAUAACGCUACCCCUGCUGUUUGCAUAAUGUCCGCUCAGCUUGGACAGUUUUGAUUGUACUGACUGUAAUGAAUUUUAUGUACAUACAAUGAUGACUAUUAUGAUAUUAUUAUUACUAUUAUUACUGCGACCACUCUUUCUCUUUUUCUGCACAUUUUCGAGAAGGAGCAAACUAUAAUUUACUUUUUUUUCCCAUUUGAGGAAUCACCUUCCCAGUAUCAGAAAAUAGUAUAAUAAUAAUAAUGAUAAUAGUAGUUGUGAUAAGGAUGAUAAUCCCUGGCUUGAUGAGUGUCUCUUAAUUUGUGUGUAAUAUUGUUGUAAUUUAAGAACUUGUCAAUAUCUGAAUCACAGAAAAAGGAGGGCACAUUGUUGUGAUACUUCAAUAACGUCUCACUCAUAUCAUAUUUCACACUUCAGGGUAAUUUUUCACAUUUCCAAGUGAAACAUUUAUUUUUCUCAUCAUUAUUAUUAUUAUUUUUCUAUGAGCUUUCCACUCCAACUGGGAUCUUUGGUUCAAUGAAUGUACAACUGUGUGCUUCUCCUCACCUUCUCCUCCCUCCCUCCCUCCUCCGCCCCACCCCCCCGCCUUUAUCCGCCACCUCUCCCUUACUCUCCCUCUGUGUCUCUUGCUGUCUGUCUGUGUAGCCUAUCAAUGUGCAGUGCUAAGGCUGUCAGUAAAUAAAGCCUCUUGUUUUUAAGUGUGAUGUUCAGAAGGAAUAAACAUUGCAUUGAUUGAUAACUUAUAUUAUUACUAUGUUACUAUUCAAACAUUACCUGUAAUUAUUGAUACAAUGCCGACAUGGAUUAUGCUGACUAAUUGUUAUUGAGAAGUAUCAGAAAACAUUACAAAAUUCAUAAUAAAAACACUAUAUGACGUC